This is a messenger RNA of Lachnellula hyalina, 2070 nucleotides long. RefSeq names its product Hormone-sensitive lipase (gene LIPE). Gene Ontology annotation, cellular component: cytosol. Lineage: Eukaryota; Fungi; Ascomycota; Leotiomycetes; Helotiales; Lachnaceae. Gene Ontology annotation, biological process: triglyceride catabolic process. The transcript is spliced from 3 exons. Gene Ontology annotation, molecular function: sterol ester esterase activity; triacylglycerol lipase activity. The record is from RefSeq and is a predicted model, not a curated record. Bases 1 to 2070 code for a protein of 689 amino acids.
AUGAUAGACCAUGUCCUGGGUCGUCCUUCAAAUCAAUUCCGCAAGAUCCAAGUCCUAGCAGUUGUUUCCUUUUGGUCCUUCUACCUCUUCAGAGGGCACAAACAUGGACCGCCUACUAUACGAAAGCUCUCUCGAAGUCUGUCCGGCGUCAUUACACCAUGGCAGACACUUGUCGUAACCCUCCUCUAUCUCUACAUAGCCCGGAACCUAGGCAAACUCCUAGGUCUCGAAUGUCCCGAACCGCUCGCGAACCUCUACACCAGAUCAUACUUCCGGGCAACAUGGGUUACGACAGCCUUGGAUGCUGGGUUUUGGACAGCCAUGCGGAUACGAAGGAAGUGGUUGAGAGACAUAGCCAGUAUGGUCUUUACUGGGUAUUAUCUCAUCGCUGCUGAGCAGGCAGACGAGAAGGUCAGGAAAGUCAGAGGAGUGCUGACCGUGGAUCAUCUACGAGUCAGCUGGAACAAAAGCACAACUCCCUACCUGAAAGCCCUCCAAAGCCUCGUGCGGCCAAGAUUUAUGAAAUACCCUCCUCGAGCCAUUCGCAUACCGCGACCUCCGAAUAGCGAUUACAAAGAGCCUGUGAGCGGGUGGCUAUAUUUUGACGGUCCACUCUCGGCAUUGAAAAAUCACACGAAGAUUGUUUUGGAUAUUCCGGGAGGAGGAUAUAUUGCAAUGGACCCCAGGUGCCAUGAUGACAAGCUUUUUGCCUGGGCUGGGAAAACCGGCCUACCAGUCUUAAGUUUGGAUUACAAGAAAGCCCCGGAAUUCCCAUACCCAUACGCUCUGAACGAAUGUUUUGAUGUUUACUGUACCAUUGUCGCCAGCAAAGGUCGAUGUAUUGGACUUGCUGGAGAAGUGUCCCCAAAGAUAGUUAUUACUGGUGAUAGUGCAGGUGGAAAUCUUGCAACUGGCACUAUGUUGAUGAUUAUCGAGUCUGGGACUACCGAGACCAGAUCAUAUCAAGGAGAGGACCCUCUCCCGAUUCCGGAUGGGCUGGUCCUCGUAUACCCGGGUCUGGAUAUGAAUAUUGGGAAUUGGAUGAGCGAGGAGCAGAUGUCAUUAGUCAAAGACCGGCGAAUGCGGAGGACGAAUCGAAACAUUAUUCGGAGAAAGAGUAUGCAAUACAACAUGGCAGCUGGGACACCCCAUCAAUCAGACGAUGAAGAAAUCAACAGCCCACCAAACCCCACAACUUCAACCAUCGACACAACUCUCGCCGGCCCCAGCUCAAGCACCACUCCAGCUCCAGAAUCAUCCACAGUAGCAGAAUCCAGGCACGAGCAAAGGCCAUCUGCGUCCCACCACCUAGAACCACUCAAGACUCGCCUGGCAGUAUCAAGUAUGAUCUCCUACUUCAACGACCGCAUCCUAUCUCCAGAAAUGAUGCGCGCCAUGAUCAUCCUCUACAUCGGCCCGCACAACCGGCCAGACUUCACGCAAGAAUACCUCUUGUCCCCCGUUCUCGCUCCCGAUCACUUACUUGCGAAAUUUCCAAAGGCAUACUUCUUGACAGGCGAACGCGACCCGCUUGUCGAUGAUACUGUUAUCUUUGCUGGCCGACUACGUCGAGCAAAGGCAGCGCAGCAUGCUCGAGAGCAAGCAAACGAUGCUAGUCUAAAACACGAAUUUGAUGAUCUUGAUGUAGUGCAAGUCGUUCUCGUGCCGGGUAUAUCUCACGGAUUCCUCCAAUUUGUAGGCGUCUAUCCAGAAGGCUGGAAGUACAUAUUCCGCUGCGCCCGUUGGAUCGAACAUAUCUUUGAAGAAGUGUCACAUCCUCCGAAAAAGCCCAAUCACCAUUACAGAUCCCGUACCGAAAGCUCGGGAGACGAAGAUAUGGGGUUGGAGAUGUCAAUGACUAGCUCCACAAAACUCAGGACACAGAAAGUCGAGGAGCGAAAGAGGAAGGAGAGUUUAUUAAGGGAGCAAUUGAGGGAGAAACGAAGAGGGAUGGGGGAGAAGAAAAAGAGUAUGGUUAGUUUGGCUAGUGAAGAUGAUUUACUAGGACGUAGAAUGUUAGGGCUCGCGGGACCGUUGAUGGGGAGGGGGGAUGCAGAGUUGGAUGAUUGA